This is a messenger RNA of Adineta ricciae, 3372 nucleotides long. The record is from the annotation of a GenBank genome assembly. Lineage: Eukaryota; Metazoa; Rotifera; Eurotatoria; Adinetida; Adinetidae.
AUGAAUGAAGAACUUCUAAGAAAUUCACGGCCACUACUCGAAUGUCUUGAUGCUCGAUCGAUAAAUCAACCGAGAAGAAAACGUCAAAACAUUCAACGAAUUGAUAGCUCACGAUCGCAUGACGAACAUAUCGAUGGCUCACCUGUAAAAAAUGACAUUGGUCGAUCGACAAUUGACAUUUGCGAACCAACAUCGGAACAUUUAAAUGCAUUACAAAUUGCUUUUAAUAAGAUUCUUCAUGAACGAAUUUUAUCAGAAAAUAGUUACAAAGUACGACAAGUUGUUUUCAAUAAAUUACAUCAAUUGAUCCUGUCUACACGACCAGAUUGUCAAAUAACUCUCUAUGGAUCUCUACUAUUCGAAUGUUGUUUGGAAAAGCCUGGAAUUAUGGAUAUUGAUGUGCAAUUUAAACAAAUAUUACAAUAUGAUACUUUGAAAGAAUUACUUGAUAUUAUCACUAAAAGCGAUUUGUGUAAAGAAGCUCGAAUUGAUACUGAACAUAAACCAUCUUGCCUUGAUUUGAUCAUUAAUGAACCGAAUAUGCGUGUUCGAAUAACGUCUGGAUACAUUCGUGGAAUUCAUCUCUCGAAAUUAAUUCGACUAUAUACAAAAUUUGAUUCGCGUCUCAUCAAACUACUUCGUCUAUUUCGAAUACUUGCGAAAAUAUGUAAUAUCGAUAAGCCAGAUUUCGGUACACUUCAUCCAAUUGUCUUUCAUCUCAUGGUGAUUCAUUUUCUUCAGCAAGUCGAGCCUCCGGUUUUACCAUGUUUACACGAAUACAUAUAUGGAAUUGAUCAUGUACCAAUAACAUUGAAUGAAAAUCAAUAUUCGGAAUUCUUUCGGUUUGGUAAUGAAUAUUCUCGAGAAUGGAAAUCAGCAAACACAACUAAUGUUGAAAUGCUGUUUCUUCAGUUGCUUUCUUAUUAUAUGAAGACAUUUAAUUCCAAGCAAUUCGUUGUUUCAAUUCAAACGCGAAUGCCAGUUGUAAAGAUUGAUAAAAAUUGGCAUAGUCGAAAACUACUUGUCGAAGAUCCCACGGAUAUCAAACGAAGCUUAUGCCAAACAAUGCAGGCGGCUCGAUCAUUAAACUAUUUUCGUGAUACUUUGAAUACUGCAUUGAACUAUUUCGGGCGAAAACAGAAAAAAAUUAGAAAACCUCAAGUAAAUUCAUCUACGACUGACGAUGAUUGGAUCGAAGUUAUUGCUGAAGAUGAAAAUGAAAUUCCGAGUAUAGCUCCAAGCAAUGGUUUGCAUAACUCGUAUCAAUUAUUUUAUAAACGUUUACCGACAACAAUCGUUCGGGAUGUAAAUAUUCGACAAAAUCGUGUGAGAGAUUGUUACAAGAAGGCAUUCGAUCAGAAAUUAUCUGAACCUUUGAUUAAAUUGAACGCGAUGGUCAACCAACAGAUAGAGAGUAGUCAAGAGAAUGAAGUUGAAGAAGCAUUUCAGCAUGAUUUAGAACAAAAUUUCGAAACUAUGGACGCGAAUGACGAUGAGCAGAAUGUUCUACUUAACAAAAUCAUUUCGGUUAAUGAAGAAGACGAGAAUUUCAAUACAGAUUUUCGGGAACUUCAAAUCGAUAAUGAAAAAUCAUCAACAAUUGAACAAUCGUUUUCGUCAACUUGCGAAGAUGAAAAAGUGAACGAUACAUCAAUGGCGACAUCUGGCAGAGAACCAGAAAAUGUGGUCAAUGAAUCGGUAGAUUCAUCUUCACAAGAGCCGUCACCUUCUGAGUUAUUUUAUGAUUUUCAAGCCGACAAUUUCCAUGCUGAACAAGGUGCACCAUUCGUUUGUACAACAUGUAAUGGUGUUGGUCAUUUAAAAUCCGAAUGUCCAGAUCUAAUCGUUCCAAAUCUUAUCGAUCUACCAGAGCUCACACAAGAAUGGCUCGCCAUUCUCUCCCGAGUAUGCCACCAGGUCACAGAACGAUGUCAACCGACAGCAACGGAUAUUGAAAAUCGUGAGCGAAUCUUGAAACAACUACAAAAGCAGUUUGAAAAAGAUUAUCCUGAUUGUAAUCUACAUGCGUUUGGGUCAUUCUAUAAUGGAUUUGGUUUUCGACAAAGCGACCUUGACGUUUGCAUUGUUUUCAAAGAUCAGCACGAAGAAAAUACCGAUGAAGUAAUUCAAGUGAUGAGAAAGCUGUUGAGAUCAAUGAGAUUGAAUGCAGACACAUUCGAAAAUGUUCAACCGGUUUUACAUGCAAAGGUGCCAAUCAUCCGUUCCAAGCAUCGACGAUUACAAAUCGAAAUCGAUAUCAGUUUCCAUAACAUGCUUGCAAUUGAAAACACUCGAUUGUUGAAAACUUAUACGAAAAUUGAUCCACGAGUUUCUCAACUUGGUUAUAUGAUCAAACAUUUGACAAAGUCAUGUGAUAUAGCUGAUGCAAGUCGUGGAACGUUGUCAAGUUAUGCAUACAUAUUAAUGGUCAUUCAUUUUCUUCAACAGACUCAACCGCCAGUUUUACCUGUCCUACAACAACUUAGUGAUGAUCCGACAAAGAAAGAUCUGAUGCUCAAAAAAUGUUCCGUAUGGAAUGUGUACUUCUAUGAAGAUUUAUCGAAACUUAAUACCCUGUGGAAGAGUGAAAAUGAUUUGUCCGUCGGAGCAUUAUGGGUUGAAUUUCUGCGUUUUUACACCGAACAAUUCAACUAUGAUGAGCAUAUUGUGACAAUCCGACAAAAAGAACCUUUAUCGAAACAUGAAAAAGGAUGGUUUCGACAAACAAUUGCAAUCGAAGAUCCGUUUGAACUGAGUCAUAACUUAGCCGGUGGUUUAUCCGUUCGAAAUUGGACGAUGAUUCGACGAGUUUUAAUUCGUGCUCGACAACAAUUUGGUGUGCAAUCCAAAGACAUUGAUAGUUCAACGUCAGAUGUCGAUUUAAUCGAAUCAACUCUAUUCAAUGUUGCUGAUCUAUGUCCAAGCAAUGCUCCAAAACGCUGUCCUGAAUGUAAAGGACCAUAUCACAUUCGUAAGCGUUGUCCAAAAUUAAUCACACUAGCAAAUGAAAAAGAACGACUAAAACGAGUAAAUCUUCCUCAACAGCAACAUCAAAUGUUAAUAAAUAAUUCUUAUCCAUUAUAUUCAAAUAUUCCUCCCAAUGCCAAUUAUUCUCAAUAUUCUUUCAAUCCACAGCAUUAUUAUCCAACUAAUGGAUAUGCAUAUCCCUAUCCAACUUUACCACCACAACGUAUUUGGACACAACCAUAUUCCAAUGACCAACCGAUGAUUUAUCCAGCAUUCGCUUAUCACACAAAUACAUACCAACAAUCGACCAAUUUCAAUCGUUCUUAUCAUCCAAAUAACUCACGAAGAUUUUGCUUCAUAUGUGGAGAUCCAAGUCAUAUAAGAGCUCAAUGUCCUCGUAUUUAA